Messenger RNA from Phodopus roborovskii (desert hamster), 1327 nucleotides. RefSeq names its product homeobox C11 (gene Hoxc11). Bases 274 to 1188 code for a protein of 304 amino acids. The transcript has 2 exons. Gene Ontology annotation, molecular function: DNA-binding transcription factor activity, RNA polymerase II-specific; RNA polymerase II cis-regulatory region sequence-specific DNA binding. NCBI's taxonomy places the organism in Eukaryota, Metazoa, Chordata, Mammalia, Rodentia, Cricetidae. Gene Ontology annotation, cellular component: nucleus. Gene Ontology annotation, biological process: anatomical structure development; regulation of transcription by RNA polymerase II. The record is from RefSeq and is a predicted model, not a curated record.
AGAGAAAAACGAAUACAAAUCUGCAAUUGAUUUUCAUAAUGUUUCUGCGGUGUUUGCAAACCAAUCGCCUGAACGUCCCCGAUCUUACCUAAGAGAGAACCCCUCCUACGUCUGCGAAGUGUUCCGAACUGAUAUAUGACAAUAUCUACUUUGGAUCACGUGCUCGGGGAGAGAGACUAAGACGGAUAACGCGUCAUCUUGCCUUCCCAAAAUUUCCCCCCUCGCUAGACCGGGUCCAAAACCUCCAUCCGGAGCAGGCAGGAGAAGAGAACGAUGUUUAACUCGGUCAACCUGGGCAACUUCUGCUCGCCUUCGCGCAAGGAGAGGGGUGCUGACUUCGGCGAGCGAGGGAGCUGCGCUUCCAACCUCUAUCUGCCCAGUUGCACUUACUACGUGCCCGAGUUCUCCACCGUCUCCUCCUUCCUGCCCCAGGCCCCUUCUCGUCAGAUCUCCUAUCCCUACUCAGCCCAGGUGCCCCCGGUCCGGGAGGUCUCCUACGGCUUGGAGCCGUCCGGCAAGUGGCACCAUCGGAACAGCUACUCGUCUUGCUAUGCGGCGGCCGACGAGCUUAUGCACCGGGAGUGCUUGCCUCCUUCCACAGUCACUGAGAUUCUCAUGAAAAAUGAAGGCUCCUACGGCGGCCACCACCACCCCAGCGCCCCACACGCGGCCCCCGCCGGCUUCUACUCCUCAGUCAACAAGAACAGCGUCUUGCCCCAAGCCUUCGACCGCUUCUUCGACAACGCCUACUGCGGUGGCGGAGAUGCGCCUGCCGAGCCCCCCUGCUCCGGCAAGGGCGAGGCCAAGGGGGAGCCUGAGGCGCCCCCGGCUUCGGGACUGGCGUCCCGGGCCGAGGCCGGUGCUGAGGCCGAGGCCGAGGAGGAGAAUACGAAUCCAAGCUCGUCUGGUUCUGCCCACUCAGCGACCAAGGAGCCGGCCAAGGGAGCCGCCCCCAACGCCCCCCGCACCCGCAAGAAGCGCUGCCCUUAUUCGAAAUUCCAGAUCCGGGAACUGGAGCGAGAGUUUUUCUUCAACGUGUACAUCAACAAAGAGAAGCGGCUGCAGCUGUCCCGGAUGCUGAACCUGACUGAUCGACAAGUGAAAAUUUGGUUUCAGAACAGAAGGAUGAAAGAAAAAAAACUGAGCAGAGACCGGCUGCAGUAUUUUUCAGGAAAUCCGCUGCUGUAACUGCAGACCUAGCCCUUUGGGGUAGGGGGAGGGAAAGAGGAAAAUUUAUUUUAUUUUAUUUUAUUUUCUAACUCGUCUUUUUUUCCGCGGGUGGAAAACUGGACUGUGGCCAGGGCUGGCCCCCCACUGCCGUUACUGG